AUGGAAGUCCCUUUUACUAGUGAUGUUUUUGGGAAUUUCCAUGUAAGGGAAGCGCGUCAAAACAACACACAAGUUGUUAGUUUUCCGGUGAUCCAUCAAGCAUUUCCAUCAUCUGUUUAUUCGUCACUGCAGCCAGUCACGAAUUCAGUUACCACCGAUUUCAUCAAACAGAAAAACGCUUCCUAUGAUACCAACUCAACAGCGCAAGUUGUUCAACCUGUAUCCUUAUGUAAUUUUAAUCAGCAACAGCAUAUCAUCAACUCUAUGGCUAUAACUCCGCCUGUUACUUACUCCGCCGGGGCUUGUUCUCAACCAGGCGCCAGUCAGUCAUAUGUAUGUUCUGUGUUGCCAUCUACUUCUGCUGAACUGGAAGAUUACAUAGAUGCUCAAACCCUGAAAAGGAAAACGCGAGGACGGAGUUGCAAGCACGGGACAAAGAGUUCAUCUAGUUUCGAUGACAAACCUGUUUCGUUGAGUACUAAAGAUUCACAAGUGAGCUCCUCAGACUGCAAUUCCGAUUGUAGUGCAGCAACUGGUUCAUCCGAAAGAGCAAAAACUUCAAAUAAAGACGAGCGUUACAUCCUGCGGAGAUUGAGAAAUAAUUUAGCGGCCAAACGUUCGAGGGACAAUCGUAAACGUCGAGAAGAUACCAUUGCACUACGCGCUAAAUAUCUUGAGAAGUCCAACUUGGUUUUGCAAACCCAAAUAUUAGCUCUCAAAAGGGAGGUUUGUCUCCUGCGAGGUAUACCAUUCGACCCAAAUUACAAAGUCCAGGUUUUGAAUGAUAAUUUUGCAUCCUCCAAUCAAGCCACUACUCAAUCAUCUGUUUUGUGUGAAUUCCCAAAUGACUCAUCUAUGCUAACAUUUUCUCCCAUGACUAGUUCUAAUCAUUCACUUAACUCAAACACUUUAUAUACGCCAAUUACUGAAUUUUCAGGCAACUAG
Messenger RNA from Trichobilharzia regenti, 945 nucleotides. NCBI's taxonomy places the organism in Eukaryota, Metazoa, Platyhelminthes, Trematoda, Strigeidida, Schistosomatidae. The record is from the annotation of a GenBank genome assembly.